CAGACGAAUACAUGUAUAGCCCAUCAUGAUCACUUUGCGAAACAUCGAAAGAGCGGUUCUUUUGAUCUUCGUUGCCGUCCUCCCAUUUGCUCGUCCGCAGUGUGAAAGCGAUCGCAGAGGCAUUAUUCCGGGGGACAUUACUCUUGGAUUUCUUUUUCCAUUCUACGCUGCAAGUGGAGACGGGUUUUCAUGUGGAAAUGGCAUUUCAGACCAUCAAAACAUUCAGUUACUAGAAGCUGCCAUUCAUACAAUAAACAACGAUGCUGCAACAGCUACAAAUGGAAUCAAAAUUGGUUUGGAGGCAUGGGACACUUGCAACUCAAGACAGGUUGCCGUGCAGAGAGCGAUGGAAUACUUGGGUGACAGAACACCAACAAGACAAACUUCUACACAACAAUGUGACAGUGCUGCAUUUAAACCAAUUGUGAUUGGUCACCUGAUUAACGAUGAGGGUCCAGCCGUUGACGCCCUCCUGACCGAUGCUAUGGUACCUGCCAUCAGUUACGCGGCCACUCAAGCUAUGCUGACGUCAGACAACGAGUAUUCAUUCUUCUCACGUACGAUUCCAUCCGAUGAUGACAUCGCAAGAGCAUUGGUUGCUAUCCUGAAGCGAAUGGGUUGGACUUACGUUGCCAUGGUGACUACAGAUAACUCCGGAGAGAGGUCAGCAGGUCAGACGUUUCAGGACAUCGCCGAAUCUAACGGUAUCUGCGUGUCUGUCCAGAGUAGGAUACCUGAGGGAACCGCUGAAGCGAGUGUAUUCAAUCAGGUCUUGACCGACAUCGGUGCUAAACCUAAGGUUAAAGUCGUGGUGCUGUUCACGUCGUCAUACCUUGCGCAAGGCCUCUAUGACGCCGCCGAUGCAUCAGGUGCAGAGCUGCAGUGGGUGCUUGGACAUCGGGCUCUACUAGAUCCCUCCAGCCUUGACCAACAGCCAACGGUCACCAGGGGCGUGCUAGGUGUUCUCCCGCAGAGUUAUUCUCCUACAACGUCCGACAUCAACUCGGGCUUUGAUGAUUACUUCAAGGGCCUUACUCCAGCUACAGUCAAUACUACAGCUGAUCCGUGGUUUGUUGAAUUUUACCAGGAAUCUUUAGGAUGUAACGUAGGUUCGCCAAGCGGUGGAAGGCCACAGUGCGGGAGUGUACAGGCCCAGCAGUUUGUCGACAGCUACGUCAGGAGCCCAUACUAUCAAGGAAUCAAAGAUGCCGUCCAGAUAGCGAUGUCAGCAGUGCGUCUUUUACAGGAGAAGAAAUGCCCCGGCAUGAUGGGUGUAUGUGGACAGCUCUUGGCUGCGACACCGCAGGAAUGGCUUGCUACUGUGAGAUCAAUCCCCUUGGACGGUCAACAGGCUUUCAGACAGGAUGGAAGCGCUUCUAAUACCAUGCUGAAUAUCUUUAACAUGAAGACGUCUAGUGCUGGGUACUCACUUCAAAAUGUUGGUUCAUGGCAAGAUGGAAUGCUGACCUUUGACCCAGCCAAUGUAGACUUGUGGACAGGGGAUUCUAGUCAACCUGUGAUAUCUAUUUGCGGAGUACCAUGCCUCGAUGAAGCUUGUAGAGCUGUAGCAACAAACAAUACCAUGGUGUAUAUGGGUGGCGACAUUAUCUUAGGUGGACUAUUCUCUGUGCACUCCUGGGAUGACUCUACUCAAGCGUGCGGUCCGAUCCGUCGCGAGGGCGUCCUUCGUCUGGAAGCCAUGCUGUAUGCUCUGGAUCAAAUCAACAACGGCGCAGACCUCUUGCCUGCCAUAGCGCUUGGCAUGGACGGGUUGGACACCUGCUCUAAUAAGAGAGUAGCUGGAGAAGCAGCCCAACGAUUCAUAGUAGAAGCAGACUUUGGGACCGGUGGGUCCGGUCAAAGAAUGACCAAAGAUGGAUACGAGGAGCUCGUCUACGGCGUCAUCGGCCCGGAGAGCGACGAUGAAAUCUGGACGGUCAAUCGCAUCCUAUCCUUCUACGGUGUUCCACUCAUAGCGUACGAUUCGUACGACAGUCAACUCUCCAAUAGACGGACCGUUCCCAACAUGGCCCGUUUGACCCCCAACACGUAUGCGGACACCAUCCCUUUGGCCAGAGCCCUGGGUGCGAGGGGGAUCCGCUACGUCCAGAUGCUCUAUACCUCCACCUUCUCAUCUGCGAGAUCUGUUUUCACAAGCAUAGGAAGGCUGAACUCUAUUUGUGUGUCUCAAGCACUAUCAAUCGAUUCCAGCACAGAUUGGGAUGAUACCUUCAAUAAAUUAGCAGCUAGGUCUGAGGCUAAGUUCAUUGUUCUUCUAUUGGAACCGUCUUUGGUCCAGACCUUUCUAUCGGAGCUCUCGUCUAGGAACCUCAUUGGACAGUAUUACCUGGUCGGUAAUUCUCUGUUCCCCCUGGACGAUUAUCUUCAGAAUGAUAUCGAUACUAUUAGAGGCCUUACACAAGUUAGCAGGCUUGGGCGUACCUACCCGCCAGCAUUUGUGAGUUAUCUGAAGAGUCUACGACCGGAAACCAACAGCAGGAAUCCGUGGUUUGCAGAGUUUUGGAUGGAUCAUUUUCAAUGUCAACUCAAUGGAUACGAGUCUACAUAUACUACCCCAUGUACAGGUAAUGAAGCUCUAUCUGAUGAUGAUAUCUUUGAUCCAACCGUUGCUGAUGUCGUGGACGCAACGUACACCAUGGCAAGAGCUCUUCAUGAUCUCCAGCGAGAGAAGUGUCCUUCCUCUACCCAGAUCUGUACAGAAAUGAUUGCCAGUGAAGGCAGUGAACUGUUCCAAAAAAUCACCCGGCAGUCGUUCACCAGUCCAUUCGAUCAAGCGCUUAUUCGCUUUAAUUCCGUCGGAGAUGUGAUUUCCAGUUUCUAUAUCUACAACUACCAGCAGUCUGGAUCUGGUAGUCUCAGUCCUGUUCAAAUUGCCUCCUAUAUCUCCUAUGCCUUUGUCACGACUGAUGAAAACUUGAUAGUUUAUAACGAGAAUGGGCAAGCCGUGACUGACCCCUCGACACAGUGCACAGGGAUAUGCGAUGAAUGCAACACUAUUGGGAGAGGUCAAACAGCUUAUAUACCAGGAGACCUCUGGAUAGGAGGUUUCUUUAGUAUCUCUGAGGAGGCUGACGAUCAGUACACAUGCACAGGUCGUGUUGAUACAUACAACAUGCAGCUCCUUGAAGCAUUCCUCUUUGCUGUGGACAAGGUCAACGAUGACGACACCAUCCUGCAGAACUUCCAGCUUGGUGCGGUGGGUUUCGAUACCUGCGGGAGCAGUGAUAAAGCCCGCAGAGAGGUGUCUAACUAUGUAGCGGGUACGGUGGAGUACAGGACGGGCUACUUCCCAACCAGCAUGAGUGUUGCAGGGAUAAUAGGUGGACAGACCAGCGAUACGUCCCUCGCUAUCGCAGAUGUGCUCAAUAGUUUGAUGGUGAACCAGGUGAGCUUUGGGGCCUCCACCACAGAACUGAGCGACGACGAAGAAUAUCCGUAUUUCCUUCGCACGCUACCUUCCGACUCCCAACAAGCCAGCGCGUUGGUCGAUCUGAUUUCAAGAUUCGACUGGUUUUACGUUUCUGUUGUUUACUCUGAUAAUGCUUAUGGGAAUGAUAUCUAUGCGGAGUUUAGGAAGCAUGCAAGGGAUGCAGGAAUCUGUCUUGCUAUGGCUCUAGGCGUUCCUGCGACAGGAGUGGUGAACUACCCUGGCAUUGUCUCAUCACUGAUGUCUAAUCCUCAGUCCAAGGUGGUUGUCCUCCUGACAUCAGGUGUCCACGCCAAGGGUGUCCUAGAGGCUGCAGAGGAUGCGGAAGCCUUUGACUUGCAGUGGAUCGGCACCGAUACCUGGGGCAAUCGUAAGGACAUCACAGCAAAUGCAACCAGGGUGGCUCGAGGGGCACUUAUCGUUGAGCUGCAAGACAAUACCACGCAAGAGUUUGAGACCUUCUUCACUCUCCACACCAGUUACAACAACAACCGCAACCCUUGGUGGCAAGAUUACGUGAUGGAUGUCUUCCAAUGUCAGAUCAGUGGCAAACCAUACCGCUUUGAUACCCCUUGUGCCCCAGGCUACCAGGAUUUCAGUGACAAGUUCACCCAGGCUACAGAAGUCCAAUAUGUCAUCAAUGCUGUCUUGGCAUUUGCUGUUGGACUUGACGGGGCCAUAAAGAGCUUGUGUCCGAAUUUGAAGGAGUACGAAACCUGCGAUGAGAUCUACAGCAAUCCGUUGAUCGUUCAUGAUCAUAUCAGAAGGGCCAAUUUUCUUGGUGCCGAUGAGAGACAGUUCGCAUUUGAUGAACAAGGUGAUGGUCAACCUAGAUACAAUAUCAUCAACCUUAAUGACAGCCUUACUUUUAACAAGGUUGGAACGUGGGAAUCAGGUUACCUUGUGAUUUCUAAGAAUGUUCAAUUCUACAACGAUGCAGUAGAAGUCUCUUCUCUACAGAGUAACUGUACCGGUCGAUGCGCAGAAUGUUCACAAGCCUCGGCCACCCGACCCACGGUCAUCCAACGGGGAGGCGAGCUCCAGAUAGCAGCCUUGUUUGCUGCACACGACCAGCCGCAGGACGUCAGUACGGACUGCGGUUCACUGCGCAUCGAGGGUGUCGUCGAUGCCGAAGCCCUGCUGUAUGCCAUCAAUGAGAUCAACUCGGAUGACAGCAUCCUACCGGGUAUCACCCUCGGCGCUACUGCGUUGGAUACCUGUCAGAGUGCUAGUCGUGGUGUGAGCGAGCUCUCCUCAUUCUUGAGUGGUGCAUUGACUCAGAAUCAUCAACCGUGGUUCCAGAUUGCCGCAGUAUUGAGUGGAGGAAGGCCCGACAUGGUGUCGAAUACAGCAACAGUCUCACAGGAAUAUCAAUAUACUCAGAUAUCUUAUUCAUCGGUGGGGAAUCCAUCUUCCAAUCUAAUAAGCAUUACAGCAAGCUACAAUGAUAAAGCCGAUGCUCUAGCCAGUCUUCUCAUGCACUAUUCAUGGAGCUACGUCGGUGCGGUCUAUGAUGGUCAGGACAGGCAACAGCAUACGUUAUUCAAUACAUUUCUUGAAGCAUCAUAUGAGGCCGAUAUCUGUGUUGGCUUAACAGCAGCAUUGACUGGUAACGACCCAGCUUCCGUUCUACAACAGAUUGAAGAUAAUGGCAAUAUCAAUGUGGUAGUGGUCUUUGCAGACGCUGUCCAGACCAAAAGUCUUCUGGAAGCAAGCCAAGCUAGAGGCGGUAGAAGGUUGACGUUCAUCCUAGCUUUCCCUCAAGAAUACCCCGCUGAUGGUAUCAGCCAGAGCUUUGCAGGAUCCCUUGCUUUAUUCACACCACCACCUCCUGUAGCUUUCCAGCAGUACUUCACUGCCCUUGAUCCAACAGACGAGGGUGUCAGUCCUUGGUUUGUAGAAUACCUUGAAGACAAGUUCAAGUGCGAUGUAGACAACGACGGGGAUUGUUCCGGAACCCUCCACGCAUCUCUUGAAGAUGUGUUGGAGUAUGGUGGUGCUUCUUCGGAUAUCAUCAAUGCUGUAAGUGCCGUAGCACAAGGGACACACAACCUCCUAUGGCAGCUCUGUGGUGAGAACUACAACGGCUUGUGUGCCAGCUUCGUAGAGGCAACGGCAAACCCUGAGACGCUGCAAUAUGCAAUUGCUAAUGUGCCUUUCACUGGUAUUGGAGGUCAAAUGAUCAGUUUGACCAAUGGAAUGAGAGCUGGUCAAUUUGAUAUCUGGAAUGGACAGCAGGAUGGUCAAACUAACAGUUUCAGUAAGGUUGGUAGCUGGAAUCGAGUUGGAUUGAUUUUGAACACAGAUGGAGUGCAGCUAUUUGAUGCCAACUCUAAUCGAGGUCCAGCACAAUCCGAGUGUAGUCCAGGUUCAACUUGUCAAGACACCUGCUCUGUUCCACCCACCACACUACCACCGUUCACCCGCGAACCACUCCCAUCCACUAGACCAACUCCACCACCUUCAAGAAUACCUGGCGGUGGUAACGCAACAGCAUUCACAUCCAUUGGUAGCAUCCAGUUCUACAUCCUGAUUGCCAUAGCUGCCACAGGGGCCUUCCUCACUGCUGUCAUGAUCAUCAUCCUGAUAGCAAGAUGGAACAAUCCAUUGGCGCGUGGCAUGUCCUCCUUCCUUCAUCUCACUCUCCUCCUCGGAAUCCUCCUCCUGUUUAUCUUGGUCCCCAUCAACUCGUCUCCCGAAUCAGCUAUGAUCUGCGCCCUACAGCGUGUCAUCACCGGAAUCGCUUUCGCCUUCUGCUACGUCUCCGUCUUCCUGCUGCUCGUCCGGCUCUACCGUAUCGGGAUCCGGGAACGUCGCAUCGUUGGGAAGAGGGCGCCGUUCAUCAACAACUCCAGCCAGGCAUUGCUAUUCUUCGUCUUCAUCAUGAUUGAGGUGGUGUUCUUGGUACAAUGGUUGGUUCAACAACCCCCGACUCAUUUAAGCUACGCGUCGACGACGGGUCAGGAGAGUGUUACUGCGUACUGUGGACACACGUCAAAGGAUACAGUUCUUAGCCUUCUCUAUGUAUAUCUCUUGAUGAUUGUAUCGCUGGUCAUCUCCAUCCAGGCCUGGUGCUCCAUCAAAGUGGUCUUCACAAGAGAGUUCUCGAUUUUUAUCGCAACUAUCGCAAUUUGCCUGUGUGUCAUGGUUGCCUGGAUCAUUGCUGCUGUCGUCGUUGUCGACCUCGAUGCAGGCUCGCUGAUGUCCAGCAUCAAUGCCAUCGUCCAGGCUUUCAUUCUCCUGUUGCUCUUGGUCCUUCCCAAAGCCAAGCUGCUAUGGUCCGGGAAACAUGACGAGUUCUGGGAAUCGUCCAGUGUGACGUCCAGCGAGUACGGUGGAGACCGUAGACAAUCGGGAGGUACCGACUUUGAUGGACUAGAGAACUACCCGACUGGGGGAAGUGCCGACAAUGAAUACGAUAGUCCUGUUGAUUACAUGCACGAGAACCCAGUUUAUGAGAGCACUCUCCCGGAUAAAUCUAUGGACCUUGCUACCAUUUGAACCCAGCAUUUGAGAACGCUCUUCCAGAUAAACCUAUGGAUCUCGCUAACCUUUGACCCUGGCUAACUGCAAUGAUAAGUCCAUGGAUAUUGCUGAACUCUAAAAUGGCUGCAGUUAACAAAGUCAAUUAACCUGUUUUAAUUAAAAAAAUCUGGAUUUUGAGUGAGAUUGUCAAAUAUUUGUUUUCCUUAUUUUUUUUAUCAUGCGCAGUUUAAUAAGUAGUUUAUAUCAGCAAAAUGUAGAGAAUAACAAAGGAA
Molecule: messenger RNA, 7206 nt
Organism: Strongylocentrotus purpuratus (purple sea urchin)
Lineage: Eukaryota; Metazoa; Echinodermata; Echinoidea; Camarodonta; Strongylocentrotidae
Exons: 20
Coding region: 26-6949 (2307 amino acids)
Biological process (GO): regulation of synaptic transmission, glutamatergic; G protein-coupled glutamate receptor signaling pathway
Cellular component (GO): membrane
Molecular function (GO): adenylate cyclase inhibiting G protein-coupled glutamate receptor activity
Source: RefSeq, a predicted model, not a curated record